AUGAACUAUUCAAAUUUCAAUCACAAACUCCGUUCUCAAUUCACACUUCUGUCAAAUUCAAUUCCCACAUCGCUUUACCCUGUUCAUCAUGUGGGUGUGGUUUCUUUUUCCAUCUCUUCCAACUUCCACUCACAUAAUCAUCAUAUCCUCCGACUCCGACUAAAUACCUACACUUUUAUGUCCGUCAAUCACCAAAUCGACGGUGGUUCCGGUGAAAUCGAUGGUGCUGGCGGCGCGGACGACGAAGGGAGUAGCAAACAGAAGAACCCAAUUGGGUAUGGAAGAAAAGCGAAGAGGGGUGUUCUAUCGAGAAUCAAAAAGGCGAGAAAACGACUACAGAGAAGCAAAACGAAGGAAAACGGGAAUUCAGGUUGUUGUUGUUUUUGUUUGUAUAUUAGGCGAAUACCAAAAACUUUGGAUUCGUCUUCAGAGUCUCCUACAAGUGAUCCUAAUUCUUCAGAGUUCGGUUUUGAUUCUUUAAAAGGUUUGAUUGAGAAGAGCGAUUUCUUGUUAGAUGAAUGCAAUACCCAUUUCGAUGUAUAUACCUCUGAAUGA
Molecule: messenger RNA, 555 nt
Organism: Lactuca virosa
Lineage: Eukaryota; Viridiplantae; Streptophyta; Magnoliopsida; Asterales; Asteraceae
Source: the annotation of a GenBank genome assembly